Bombyx mori (domestic silkworm) is the source of this 4287-nucleotide messenger RNA. It is a transcript of the gene VhaAC45, whose product is annotated as V-type proton ATPase subunit S1. The transcript is spliced from 3 exons. NCBI's taxonomy places the organism in Eukaryota, Metazoa, Arthropoda, Insecta, Lepidoptera, Bombycidae. The record is from RefSeq and is a predicted model, not a curated record. Bases 1577 to 2785 code for a protein of 402 amino acids.
GGAAAAAAAAUUGUCAUAGACAAUACACAUUUACCCUGAUAACCAUGUUCAACGUAAGUUAACAUCAAAUAUCAUUUCAACUUGUUGACAAUCCGUUACCGAAACUGGUCAUAAAAUUUCCAGUUAAGCUGUAGCACAUACAUUUUGUAAGCUUACCGUUAAGUUAUAGAUAAUAAACGGAUAUACCACUGAAGUAGGAGAGGUCUAUGGGAUAUACAGAAUAUUGUAAAAAUUUAACGUUUGUGCUCUUCAUUAAGUAACUUAUCAAUAAAAGCUGCUAAACGAUGAUAAAAAAAAACAAUCUAAAUAAUCAUCAAUAAAACAACUGUAGUUGCUAGAUGACGCUACUGUCGCGUUAAAGCGGCAAUUAAAUGUAAAAAAUUAUGUUCGUUCGGAAAUUUUCAAUUAUUGUUAUUAAUUUAUUACAUAAAUAUCAUAUACAAAUUUUCGUAACAGUUACAAAAUUAAAUAUUAGGUCCUUACAUAUGAAAUCGGCGUUUUGUACGGGAGGAAUACAAUGUAAUUUUUUUUUAUGUAAAAUAUAUUUCAUUAAAGUAUGCUCCGUUGUUAUCUUUGCACUUUUGCUAUCUCAUAGAUCUCUUUACUAUUGAUCUCUUUACUAAAAAAACUAUGGUACUACAAAUGGUACUCGUACUGUAACGAAAACCUGGAGCGCGUAUUUUCUCUUAUUCUCUGUUUCGACACAGCUUGAGCUUAGAGUAUGUAUUUUUGUGAUUCCUCCUAUUUAUUUUCUAUUAAAACCUCCACGAAGGCAUAAAACUGUCGCUUUUUUUCUUUUUAAAUUUUCAUGUCUUUCAUCGGUACAUACGACACAUGUCAUGGCAUUAUAAAAUAAUAUGUCGAAUUAUAUGUAGGUAUCGUACUCGCAAUAAUGUAAAAAUAAAUAAAUCUAUCAAAUAUUGUGAAGUUUUUGUCAUCAAAACGCAUUGAAGAUUCCGAUUGGUUAGUUGCUUUCGAUUUAAAUUGUGUGUCUAUAUUUUACCGCCCGCCAGAAAAAUUAGCGCAGUUCUUCUUGUCUACGCUCUUCGUCCCACUUUGAAUUUCUUAAAAUUUCCAUUAGAAAAAAAUAUCAACAUUUAAAAACCCUUUAGAAGGAGAAGAUGAAACCAAAAUUUAAAAAUUAUCAUUUGUAUUUUUCCUUACUACCACCAUGUGAUAUUAAAUGAAUGACUUUAGAAUGUAAGACUCUUAAAAGUUAUUAUUUAUUCGAUAAUUUGUAUUAGUGGAAAUUCGUCCAGGAUUUUGGUGCAGCUUAAAAAGUCAUAAGUAAUAGUUAAAUAUAUGAAGUCCUAUAAAUUUUAACAUGUGAAUUCCGAUUAAGAUUAUUAAUUUCCCAAAUUCCAUUUCAUAGUACUAUUUUGGCAAAACGCACCAUAUACGCUGGCAGCAUUAAAUCAUAGACUAAAGCGUCAAUCGUAAUCAUAUGAUCACUUUUCACAUGACCGAUGGUCACUCGUCAUCGCCCAUUUUUCGAUAUUUUUAUGACAGUUUUCACAAGUUUUCGGACUAAAACCUAAUAUUUUAGUCCACUAACGUCCACUAGUGUAGUACAAAGAUGGCGUUUUGCCGUUUACUGUUCCCGUUGCUAGUUCUAAGCGUGGCCAGUGCGUCGACGGUGCCAGUGUUCUUAUGGGGCGACUUAUCCAGUAGCUCUGGAAACUCCCUGAAAUCGAACCCAUUGAGCACGGUGUCCGCUCAAGGGUUCAGCGAAAUUUUGAAUAAUGAGCUGAAAGACGACCCCUACGUGAUAGUAUUCCUUGAAGAAACCUUAUCGGUCGAAGAUUUUUCACGUAAAAAUAACGAAGGUGAUAUUUCGAUUCCGUACCUGUAUGAUAAUUUAAGUGACGCUCUGUACUUGCCUUCCGUCGAAGAUGCCUCAAGAGUACUCGAGGAGGUCGCCAAAGGAGCUGUUCAUAUAAAACUCACCCAAAACGGACUCUCUGCAGCCAUUGAAGAUAAAAAUAACAGGUUUAUGUUCAUCGCCUUGAAGGAUGCUAUGGAAGGCGAGUCACGUUACGACCUCCUCCGGCGCCAUAGCAACUUUAUGGAGGACCAGAUAUCUAAGCUGGAGAAGAAAGGUGAUGUAAUAGCUGUAUACACUGCCCGAAACCCAUCAUGGACCAUUCCGGACACCCACUCAAGGGUUCGUCGUCAAGCCAACUCUUCUGUAACCAACGGACCUGAUUACUCAUUAGACGGUCUGCGUUUGUACUUAACCGGCGUUACAUUAGACCACAGCAAUGCCAGCGUGACAUUCACAAACUAUGCAGGCGGCUCAUCUGAAUACAAUACAACAACUGGAGUCUUGAACGGCACUUUAAACUUUGAUCAGGGAAGCCUGACUCUUAACUUCCACAGGGCCGCAGGAUAUUGGUUCUUUGACACCGUGCACUUUGUCCAGACCAAUCCGGCUGUUGACGAGAUCCUCUAUGCCACUGACGACUUGAAUGCCCUGCUCGACUUUUCUUAUCGUUGCAAACAGUCUGUCAGCUUCAAGAGUAUCAACGAGACACAAGAGUACAAGGUGUCGUUUAUCGAUAUAAAGGUGCAGCCGUUCUUUGGUCCAACAAACGCUUCGACUCCGUUUGGGGAUUCCUUUAACUGCGUCGGAUUCUUCUCUGCCCCCAUCUGGUCCGGUCUGUUCGUUGUGUUCAUAUUGCUGUCCAUAACCUUCUAUGGCAUCAUGACCAUGAUGGACAUUAAAACCAUGGAUAGGUUCGAUGACCCGAAAGGCAAAACCAUUACCAUAAACGCAGGAGAGUAAUUAAAAAAAUAUUGAAAUACAUUUAUACGCGAUGUUAGGUUUUUUUUUGGUAUAAUCUGUAUAAUGCUCGCGGUACAGAUAAAAUCUAGAUGUACAUUUGUUUUUUUUUUAAUCUGUAGUUUAUUUUCGAUAUCGGGUUUUGCUUUCGUGUACGCUUUCGCUCUUUUUUUUUUAACUGGUAUACAUCUUUUUCUUGUUAUUUUUAUCAAGUAUUUUUUUGUUUUCGGAAACCUAAUGUUCGCGUAUAUAAUAGUAAAUAUGAAACGUCUGUCUAUUUCUGGUGCUCUCGAGAAGAGUCUACAACGAGCUCAAAAAACUAUAAAAAAACCACGAAUAUUUAUUUGAAAGGAUAAUAAUUAACAAAAAUAAAUAAAACUAAAGAUAAUGUUAACGUAUUUUUAAAUAAGUAAAAUAUAUAUAUAUAUAAAUUUAGCGAGAAUUCCUACUAAUGGUGCCUCAACAUAAGCAAUAGACAAUAUAAUAAUGAACCCUAAUGUAGAUUUAAAAAAAACAUUCCCAAAAAAAAUGGGUCAAUAAUGAAUGCUUAUAUUUAUAUUAAUAUACUUAAUAUGCGAAAAGAAAUAUAUUUACUAGAAUGUAAGCAAAAAUGUGCCUAAACAUAAACCUAUAAGGCCUUACUCACGAUGAGCGUUAGAAAAGCGGCGUUUUUAAAGCUAAGUUACUAAAUCGCUUGUACCUCACUGUCGUAAAAUAUUGAAGCAUAAAUUACUAAAGACUUGGGCGAAUUUUAUCACGAUUCUUCUAGAAAUGGUCUCUUGGAUUUUGAGCGACUAACUAUUUUCACUCAUCGUGACUUAUGGUCGUUAGUGAUUCAACAGCCAAAUAACUGGCUGUUAGCAGUAGAAUGGAAAGUGAUCACGAGAAGCGAAUGUCUUUUAACCGUUUGCCCAAUUUAGGAGUGGAUAAAAAAACUUAAAUGAUGGCCGCGUUCGAAAAGGCUCUUGUGGUACGCUUUAUAAAUAAGUUUCAAGCUUUUAAUUAUACAAGUUCUGCCUUAAAAUAAGCACAAUAACGACGACGUUUGAUAUUCCGAGCUUUUGAGUAUAUAUAUAGUGUUUAAAAUUAUAAUAGAAAAAGAAAUACAAAAAAUAAAAAAAUAAAAACAAUGUGUAACUAAGUAAUAAAAGCCCCUCCAUUAUGGUGCCAAUUCGUGUUGUAUUUUCGAAUAAAUAAAUAGAUUGUAGAAUAAAACCAUGAUUGUUCGUAACAAGAUUUUGUUAAUUUAUUUAUAUGUCCCUCCACGGCUUUGUUUGCACGAAGUUUUCCCAUGAAAAAAAUCCGACGUUAAAAAUGUGUGUACGUACAUUGAUUUCCAGUAUUCUAUUUCGAGCGUCAGAACGCAGCGUCAAAUCCGUUCGUACGAACGAGCCCUUAGUUUGUAAGCACAACACCGAUCCGUGUAAAUAGCGCUUUUGAAAACAUAUUAUGUUAAAGUUUUGUUGAGAUAUUUUGAUGAAGUAUUAAAAUGUUGUGUGACCGAA